GAUCUUAGAGAGCAUCAAAUAUUUAUCAUAUUUUAUAAAUCCAGCUCCACAACGUUUUUUUCUUCUUCUUCUUUUUUUUUUUUUUUUUUUCCACAUUAUACGAGCUGUGGGAUGCAUGGCCUGGAUUGGGUGCUGGGAAGUCACGUGUCCUGCAGUCACAUGGUCUGGGAGGAAAAAGGGGGUCCUUUUUGGUGUAAAUCUGGACUCUAAUUCUGUAAUAUAUCACGGUACCUCGUAAAACCGACACUAAAACGUCCCGGCCUACAAAUCAUCCGGCCAAAUUAUGAGUUCAUUGUAUUAUGCCAAUGCUUUAUUCUCCAAAUAUCCAACUGCAACUUCUGUCUUCCCAUCCGGAGUCUUCCCGGAGCAAACUUCGUGCGCCUUUGCUUCCAAUUCGCAGCGCACGGGCUAUGGCUCGGGGAGCGGCGCUUCAUUCCCUGGAUCCAUGGCCGGGAUAUACAGCAAUGGGAGCAGCAUGCACCCCCAGACCCCGGCUAUGUACCCUCCCUCCGGCUACGGGCUGGAGGCUGCCUCCUUUAAUAUGCACUGUUCUCCCUUUGAGCAGAACCUUUCCCUGAUGUGUUCUGGUGACUCCUCCAAGAACUGCACAAAGAGCGAACAGAGAGACUCUGACCUGCACAAUGAGAGCAACUUCCGAAUCUACCCCUGGAUGAGGAGCACAGGCACCGACAGAAAGAGAGGCCGCCAGACAUACACCAGGUACCAGACCCUGGAGCUGGAGAAGGAGUUCCAUUACAAUCGCUACCUGACAAGGCGGAGGCGCAUCGAGAUCGCUCAUGCUCUGUGUCUGACUGAACGACAGAUCAAAAUCUGGUUCCAGAACCGCAGGAUGAAAUGGAAAAAAGAGAACAAGGCUUCCAGCCCUUCCUCAAACAGCCAGGAAAAGCCGGAGACUGAGGAAGAGGAAGAGGAGUGACCAGACCCCUAAAAAGACUGGUGCCCCCCUCCACAAGAUCCACUGGAUCCUGUCAUACUACCUAGAUCCCUUUUAUACUAUAGGGUUAGCUACCUACCCCCCCCCCCCCCUCCCCAAAAAAUGUGGUAACAGAGUAGAUCCAUAUUGAUGUGACUCCAUUUAGCAAAUUUGCAGGUCCUGGAAAGUUCUCGAGACUCCAGAACAGAGAGACCCUAAAAAAAUUAAAAAAAAUUAAAUUAAAUAGAAUCCAACGAUUGUGACUGUGUUUUAGCUCCUCGGAUUUACCUGUGAAGGGACAAUCCCAAGUGUCUGUGUAUAGGACUGUGCUUUGUGUUAUCCCCGUCCUAAUAAUGACGUCCUGUGGUUGAUAGUCACAAAGCUGUGGUGGCUUAGUAAAGUAAAAUAAAAUAAAUGAAAUAGUUGUCUUUAUUUGAACCAGAACAACUGACCAUUCUCGUCAUGUAUUGUGUGUGUGAGUGUGAGUGUGUGCAGAAAUAUGUGCUGUAUUAUUAUAAUUUAAUCAUAGUGAUUGAUUUUUAUCCUUGUUUGUAAAUGUAUAUUUCCAACGAAUAAUAAAAUAAAACAAAUG
Molecule: messenger RNA, 1526 nt
Organism: Hyla sarda
Lineage: Eukaryota; Metazoa; Chordata; Amphibia; Anura; Hylidae
Gene: HOXB7
Product: homeobox B7
Exons: 2
Coding region: 284-937 (217 amino acids)
Biological process (GO): regulation of transcription by RNA polymerase II; anterior/posterior pattern specification
Cellular component (GO): nucleus
Molecular function (GO): DNA-binding transcription factor activity, RNA polymerase II-specific; RNA polymerase II cis-regulatory region sequence-specific DNA binding
Source: RefSeq, a predicted model, not a curated record